Messenger RNA from Anthostomella pinea, 1953 nucleotides. The record is from the annotation of a GenBank genome assembly. NCBI's taxonomy places the organism in Eukaryota, Fungi, Ascomycota, Sordariomycetes, Xylariales, Xylariaceae.
AUGGUGCCUCGGAACGAGGAGUACAUACGGCGCCCGCCUCCCAACCCACGCUUACUCUCCGUGCAAUCCUUCGUUUCCAAGUACUCCUUCCGCUCGCACUCAUCUUCCUUAGCCGACGAUGAACGAUCAACCAGCACCGAGUCCGCCAGUAUGAGUCCGCGAGACAGCUUUCAGACUGGCCUGCCAUCUGGUCGAUACCAUGGCGAGGAUACGCGCCCGACGAGCAGGAAGGAGUUGGCUGGGUGGUACUCUUAUGGUUUUGCGGCCGAGACCUAUGUGAUAUGUGCUAUCUCUUCAUUCAUACCGAUCCUAUUAGACAGUCUGGCAAGGGAAAAUGGCGUCCUGCUUUCCGAUCGCAAAACCCCUUGCAAACCGCACGGUGACGGGCAAUGCGUCGUCAAUAUCCUGGGAGUCGAGAUCAACACAGCGAGUUUCGCCAUGUACACAUUCAGUGUCUCUGUUCUCAUACAGGCCCUGCUUGUGGUUAGCAUCAGCUGUGCAGCCGACCACGGCAACUAUCGAAAGCGCCUGCUGUUGACAUUUGCCUGGAUCGGGAGCUUCUGUGUCGUAUGCUAUAUCUUCAUCUCUAAGGAGGUAUACAUCCUCGGCGCAGUACUGGCCAUCGUCUCGAACACCUCCUUUGGCGCCUCUUUUGUACUGCUAAACUCUUUCCUGCCGCUGCUGGUCCGCCACCAUCCUAGAGUACAGGAAGCAGCUUCGGCCAUUCCCGUGUCGCCGGGCUUCCAAGAUACCGUCGACGAUCCGCAAUCCCAUGAGACGUCGCCAAUUGUUGCAGAAGACCCGUUGAGCACUUCAACUUCAGCGUUGUUGCCACCCGACGAUACGAACUCCGAGUUUCACGAUUUGCAGCGCACACCAACACAUGAAGAACUUACGUCCAUACAGCUUCAACUAUCGACACAGAUAUCUGCCAAGGGCCUCGGUAUCGGCUAUGGCGCCGCCCUGUUCGUACAGUGCGUUUCUGUCAUGAUUUUGCUUGCGAUGGGAGACUCAAACUCAACCUGGGCGCAACGCGUUGUGCUGCUCUUCAUCGGAGCGUGGUGGGCCAUCUUCACGAUUCCUGCCGCUAUCUGGCUUAGACCAAGACCUGGCCCUCCCCUCGCAGACAACGGCAAGAGAGGUGUGAGAGCAUGGCUGGCUUACUUCGCAUACUCAUGGAAGAACCUAUUCAGGACGAUCAAGCUGGCCCGUCGGCUAGUUGAUAUCGUCUUGUUCCUGGCCAGCUGGUUUCUGAUUUCAGACGCAAUCGCUACGACGUCUGGAACGGCAAUAUUGUUCGCCAAGACACAUCUGGGCAUGGAGACAUGGAUGCUGGGGAUGAUCAACGUCAUAUCGACCACGACAGGCGUAAUAGGUGCCCUUAGCUGGGCGUUCAUUUCGAGGUACUUCAAGCUGAAGCCGCACCAGACGCUGCUAGGGUGCAUUGCACUGUUUGAGAUUAUACCAUUGUAUGGACUGCUAGGCUACCUGCCUUUUGUUCGUCGAUGGGGAGUCAUCGGUCUUCAGCAGAAAUGGGAGAUGUUUCCCCUGGCUGCCGUAUACGGGUUUGUCCUUGGAGGUCUGGGCUCUUAUUGCCGAUCAUUAUAUGGCGAACUCAUACCCCCAGGAUCCGAGGCUGCCUUCUAUGCACUGUAUGCCAUCACGGACAAGGGCUCCAGUGUCUUUGGGCCUGUCAUUGUCGGCGCCAUCAUCGAUGCAACUGGAGAAAUCCGGCCGGCGUUCUGGUUCCUAGCAGUAUUAGUCGCUCUGCCUGCCCCCCUCAUAUACUUCGUCGAUGUCCAACGUGGGAAGUUCGAGGGAGAGAAGCUGGCCGAGGUAAUCGAAGGAUUUAAGAGCGGCGAUGACGUCGGCAAUGGUGCAUCUCACUCGGGCGAGGAGAGCCAAGGAAUGCUGGCUGCAUACGACGGGGAUGAGGAGGAGCGACAAUCUUGA